This is a messenger RNA of Octodon degus (degu), 4903 nucleotides long. RefSeq names its product leucine rich repeat containing G protein-coupled receptor 4 (gene Lgr4). Lineage: Eukaryota; Metazoa; Chordata; Mammalia; Rodentia; Octodontidae. Bases 1 to 3096 code for a protein of 1031 amino acids. Gene Ontology annotation, biological process: G protein-coupled receptor signaling pathway. Gene Ontology annotation, cellular component: membrane. Gene Ontology annotation, molecular function: G protein-coupled receptor activity; protein-hormone receptor activity; protein binding. The transcript has 20 exons. The record is from RefSeq and is a predicted model, not a curated record.
AUGGACUCGCGCUUCGCCCGUUUUCCCGUGAUGGCUCGCGCUGCGCCUUCUUCGCAGCAGAGGGGCGCCCGCCGCCCGCUCUUCGGUGUACCAGAGCCCGGCGUUGCAGGCGUCCGCGGCGCGCAGGCCCGGCGGGCGUCGCGGUUCGGCUCCGCUCGGCUCUCGGCUCGGCUCGGCUCGGCCCAGCCCAGCGACCCCGCCCCGUCUGCCCGCCCGCAGCGCUUCAGCCGACCACCUAGGCCGCCGCCCCCUUGUCACUCAAGCCGGGAGACACGCCCCUCCCCACUUUUGACCAAUGGCGGCUGCGGAAGCCGCAUAGUAAUGAGCUCGAGACCCACGCCGGCCAAUGGCGCGGACGACUCGGGCCGCGAUUUGCAUGCGGCCGUGCGGGCUCGGCUGGCGGCCGUGCCCGCGGGGCUGGGCGCGUUCACGCGAGCGCUGGACAUCAGCAUGAACAACAUUACUCAGUUGCCAGAAGACGCAUUUAAGGACUUCCCUUUCCUGGAGGAGCUACAACUGGCCGGCAACGACCUCUCCUUCAUCCACCCGAGGGCCCUGGCGGGGCUGACGGAACUCCGAGUGCUCACCCUGCAGAACAACCAGCUGAGGACAGUGCCCAGCCAGGCCAUGCGGGGCCUGAGUGCCUUGCAGUCCCUGCGCCUUGAUGCCAACCACAUCACCUCCGUGCCCGAGGACAGCUUCGAGGGGCUCGUGCAGCUGCGGCACCUGUGGCUGGAUGACAACAGCCUGACGGAGGUGCCCGUGCGGCCACUCAGCAACCUGCCCACCCUGCAGGCGCUCACGCUGGCCCUCAACAACAUCUCCAGCAUCCCUGACUUCGCCUUCACCAACCUGUCCAGCCUGGUCGUGCUGCAUCUUCAUAACAAUAAGAUCAAAAGGCUAAGUCAGCACUGUUUCGACGGCCUGGAUAACCUGGAGACCCUGGACUUGAAUUAUAAUAACCUAGAGGAAUUUCCUGAGGCCAUCAAAGCACUUCCUAGCCUGAAGGAGCUUGGCUUCCACAGCAACUCCAUCUCCAUCAUCCCGGACGGCGCCUUCAGUGGCAACCCUCAGCUGAGAACUAUACAUUUGUAUGACAACCCUCUGUCUUUUGUGGGAAACUCCGCAUUUCACAAUCUGUCUGAUCUACAUUCCUUAGUCAUCCGUGGUGCCAGCCUGGUGCAGAAUUUCCCCAACCUGACAGGCACGGUCCACCUGGAAAGCCUGACCCUGACAGGCACGAGGAUCAACAGCAUCCCCCACAGCUUAUGCGAGGAGCAGCGUGCACUGAGGACCCUGGACUUGUCUUACAAUAAUAUAAGAGAUCUUCCGAGUUUCAACGGCUGUCGUGCCCUGGAGGAAAUUUCACUGCAACGUAAUCAGAUCUGUCAGAUAACGGAAGACACGUUCCGUGGCCUGGUGUCCCUGAGGAUCCUGGAUCUGAGUAGGAACUGGAUCCACGAAAUCCACAGCAGUGCCUUCGCCACACUUGCGGCCAUCACUAACUUAGACGUGAGCUUCAAUGCACUGACCUCCUUCCCUACGGAAGGCCUGCGUGGGCUCAACCAGCUGAAACUGGUGGGCAACCUGGAGCUGAAGGACGCCUUGGCACCAGAGGACUUCGUGAGCCUCAGGUCUCUGUCAGUGCCGUAUGCGUAUCAGUGCUGUGCGUUCUGGGGUUGCGACUCCUACGCGAGUUUACACACGGAGGACAGCACCCUGCAGGACCACAGCGUGGGCGACAACAGAGGUGCUGCAGGCAGGGGCAAUGGCUCAGAAAGUGCAGAGCGUCGGGAGCACAGUCAAGUCAUCAUCCACUGCACGCCACCCACAGGCGCCUUUAAGCCCUGCCAGUACCUGCUGGGAAGCUGGAUGAUCCGCCUCACAGUGUGGUUCAUCUUCCUGGUGGCGCUGCUGGCCAACCUGCUGGUUGUGGUCACCACCUUCGCGCCCGGCGCGACACCCUCCACCUCUAAGCUGCUGGUGGGCCUGAUCGCCGUGUCCAACUUGCUCACUGCCGUCUACACUGGUGUGCUCACCUUCCUGGACGCCGCGUCCUGGGGCCGCUUCGCUGACUUUGGCAUCUGGUGGGAAACAGGGGGCGGCUGCCGGGCAGCCGGCUUCCUGGGUGUCUUCUCCUCCGAGAGCGCCGUGUUCCUGUUAGCGCUGGCGGCCGUGGAGCGGAGCCUGUCUGCCAAGGACCCAGCACGGAGCCGCAAGGGCCGACGCCGGGCAAGGGCGCAGGUGCGGGCGGCCGCGGGCCUGGCCUUCCUGGGCGCGGCAGCGGCGGGCUGCGCGCCCUUGGCCCGCGGCGGAGCCUUCUCGGCGUCGCCCCUGUGCCUGCCGUUCCCCGCCGGCGAGGCGCCCGCACUGGGCUUCUCGGCCGCACUGGUGCUGGUCAACUCGCUGGCCUUCCUGCUGGCGGCCGCUGUGUACUCGCGGCUCUACUGCGCGCUGGAGAAGGCGCGGCUGCGCGCCGGCGCCGUGCGCCACGUGGCCUGGCUCAUCUUCGCCGACUGCCUGCUCUUCUGCCCUGUGGCCUUCUUCUCCUUUGCACCACUCGUCGCCGCCGCCCCUGUCAGUCCCGAGAUCGCAAGGUCGGUCACCCUCAUCUUCUUCCCAUUGCCUGCCUGCCUCAACCCGGUGCUCUACGUGCUGUUCUGCCCGCAGUUCAGGGAGGACUGGGGCCGCCUGCGGGGACGCGUGGCCCGGGGAGGGGCAGGGCCCGGCUCUCCGGGCAGCAGGGACAGCCAGGGCGGCCGAGGGGACCACACCCCACGUCCGGACCACGCCGCCUGCGCCCACCCGCGCGCGCCGCUGGCAUUGUGCGACUGCUGCGAGGCCCUGCUCCUGGCCCGGCCAGCCGCCUGCGGGCUCCCAGGCAGGUCACACAGCUGCCCAGCCUUGGCAGCUGCACCCUGCGCAAGCCCCGAGGGCUUCUGGUUCGAGUGUGGCUCUCAGUCGGCCGACGAGGAGGACUCUUUCGUGUCAGACAGCUCGGAGCAGGUGCAGGCCUGCGGGCGAGCCUGCUUCUACCAGAGCCGUGGCUUCCCGCUGGUGCGCUAUGCCUACAACCUGCCGCGGGUCAGAGACUGAGCCGGCCCGUGUGACGGGUCCCUGCUCUAUCGCGCCUGGGCUGCUCCAGGAAGGCGGCUGGCAGCUCCAUUCCCCAGCAGACAGCUUCAGAGCAGAGGUGCAGGGGUUGUCAGCUGGUGAGAAAUGCCGUGGCUAGUCCGUGAGGCAUGUUGACAGGAUGCAACUGGGAAUAGCAGUGGCAAUCUCCGGCUUCCCUGCUCCAAGGAGCAAGUCUACAGUGUUCUUGAAUUAAGCACAAGAUAAAGAAAAGCUGUUAAUAUUUUUCGAAGCUAUCGUUUUUGGGAGUGGUGGGUUACACAGGGUCUCACUGUACUAUCCAGGCUGGCCUUGAACUCACUCUGGAGCCCACCCUGGCCUUGAUCUCGCCUCUCGAGUUCUGGGUGGCAGGUGUGCAUUGCCACACCCAACUUAAAACUUCUUUUAAAAUAGCAUUUUAUAUACCUGAAGAAGAGUUCACUAAUUCUCCCCAAAGUCUCACCGCUAAUCUCAGGACAAGCCCAAGACCGCAAGAGCCUUCUGCGUCUCAUCCCCUCUUGGACAGAAGGGAGGCACGGAUUCUGUUCACAGCACUGAUCAGGUUUAGAGCAGAGCAUGUUUUAAGAACAGUAUUAACAGCUGUUAGUCUUUGUUUUUAAUGGCAGAACAUUUGUUUGGGGUCACUGUCCUUUGAUCGUAUGAUUAUCCCCUCCAUGUUUGGCAGUUGAGGAAGAGGGGACUGUGGCCGUGUGGGUGUUGGGAUUUGGGGAGGCUGAAGAUGGGGCUUUUCAAUAGCACCUGAGAGGUCUGGUAGCCAGGUGUGCUUCCCCCGAUGCCUCUAACACCAGCGGCUCUCGGACCUUGUCCGGCUGUGUUGGAUUGACAUCUUUUUAGGGUCUGAAGCCCUGAAGGGAAAGCGUUGGUGUUGCUGGGAGUGGUUAGGUCCCAAAGUGUGUGUCCUUGUGGACUGGUUCUCCUGACUGGUGCCGUGCUGCAGAAACUCCCACUCUCCCCAUACUUUGAUUUCAAAACAGAUUUUUAGGUGAUGCUGGCGUAGUGAAGUACACCUGUAAUCCCAGCCCUGGGGAGGCUGAGGUAGGAGGACCGCUGCGUGCUCAAGGCUAGCCUCAGCGACACAGAGACCCUGUCUCAAAACAAAACCCCCUAAAAUCUCCAAUAUUCCAAUGCUGAGCUUUCUUAGACAGGACAGAUCCGUCUUGGUGCAAAUAGAGGGAAUAAAAUACAGCCUGUCUUUAGAAAUUCACACUUCUUGAUUCUCAGUUAUGGGCUUUGGAUGUUGCUGUGUGUAGUAGGGCAUUCUGAUUGCUCAACAUCUGCAAACCGGGCUAAAUCUCCAGCAGACCUCCUGCCACAUGGUUACCCCACGCGUCCUGAAUUGGGGAAGCUGGAUUACAGUUUAAUGACUAAACUGUAUAUAUGUGCAUAUAAUGAAUUUUUAUCUUCUGUAAAUUAGUUUUAGAACACAAGCUGGGAAACGUGGCCUCUGUUCAUUUCGUCUCAUGAAAGCUACCUCUGAAGUCUAGUGGCUGCCAGUAGCAGGACAUUCGUUCACUUGUGGUUUAUUGACCUUUUUGCAUUGUAUAUAGUCUUGGUUGUACAUUGUCAGUGUAAUUAAAACAGAAUCUUUGUAUAUCAAAAUCAUGUAGUUUGUAUAAAAUGUGGGAGGGGGUUAUUUACAGUGUGUUGUAAUUUUGUAAGGACAACUAUUUACAAGUUUUAAAAAUUGCUAUCAUGUUUAUAUAUUUACAUAUAUGAUCAAUAUUAAAUCAUAACUUGGUAGGAUCCUAAUUAAAAGUUGUUUUCACCAACA